Messenger RNA from Cynoglossus semilaevis (tongue sole), 1757 nucleotides. RefSeq names its product high affinity cGMP-specific 3',5'-cyclic phosphodiesterase 9A. Gene Ontology annotation, molecular function: 3',5'-cyclic-nucleotide phosphodiesterase activity. The record is from RefSeq and is a predicted model, not a curated record. The transcript has 13 exons. Bases 324 to 1607 code for a protein of 427 amino acids. Lineage: Eukaryota; Metazoa; Chordata; Actinopteri; Pleuronectiformes; Cynoglossidae. Gene Ontology annotation, biological process: signal transduction.
GGACUGGAUGCUACGUAGACCCUGGGUGUCAAACUCAGUUUCACCGAGGUGAUGAUGACGAUGUUGAUGAUGAUGGUGAUGAGGUCAUAGUGUGACAUGACCACCACUGUCCACUUGCAGACCUUUUUCGUUCUGCAGCCGAGGCCGGGCCCCACGACAUCCUGAAGCUGUACAACCCCAGAGGAAACAUCAUCAACAUCUGCCCAGGUCUAGAACCCAACAGUCCAGACUCUCUGUACAAGCUGGAAGUGUUAGCUGCCAACUGCCACAGUGAGCCAUUAGGUGUGCAGCUCAGUGGAGCAGUGGGCUUUGACCUCUCAUCUAUGGAGAAAAGACUGCAGGGCCUGGAGAAGAAGAUCCUGUUUGAAGCCACAGAGACUCCAGCCGUCGUCCAUGAAAUGAAGCAGCAGGUGGAUUUAUUCCGGGAGAAACUCGAGAGCAUGGAGCAUCUGAGCUGGCUCGGCCUCUUCAAAGAUCUGUCAGAACGAACUCAAAAGGCAUCGCCAUUCUACCACAAGAGGGCGCUGAGGAAAACGCCAGAGGAGUGUGAGCAUGUGCGGGAAAAGUACCUACAGAUGAGCAGUUCUCUGGAGGUAUCGGAAGAAGUGAGGCAGUACCUGAAGACCCCGACCUUCGAUAACUGGCAGUGGGAGGACGCAGAGAUCAUGGUCCUGCUGCAGCUGAUGUACUCUGAUCUAGAUUUCAUCACCACGUUCAAGAUCUCCCCUGAAGUACUGCAACAGUUCCUGUUUGAGGUCUACAGACGAUACAACAACAUCCCAUUCCACAACUUCAAACACUGCUUCUGUGUUACCCAAAUGAUGUAUGGUUUGAUCUGGCUCACUGACCUGAGAACUAAGAUGGACAGCAUUGACCUGCUCAUCAUGUUGACCUCUGCGGUGUGCCACGACCUUGACCAUACAGGAUACAACAACACCUACCAGAUCAACGCUCGAACUGAACUUGCUCUACGCUACAACGACAUCUCUCCGCUGGAGAACCAUCACUGCGCUGUGGCUUUUGAGAUCCUGGAAAAGACCGAGAGCAACAUCUUCAGAAACGUGACGACAGACCAGUACAAACGGAUCAGAGAGGGAAUCAUCAACUGUAUUCUGGCCACUGACAUGACCCGACACAGUGACAUCCUCAGUAGAUUUCAGUCCAUCCUGCCGACCUUCGACUUCAACAACAAGGAGCAUAAAGACGUGUUAAUGAUGAUACUGAUCAAAGUGAGCGACAUUUCCAAUGAGGCUCGACCAAUGGAGGUGGCCGAGCCCUGGUUGGACUGUCUGCUGCAGGAAUUCUACAACCAGAGUGACGCUGAGAAGCUGGAGGGUCUCCCAGUGACGCCCUUCAUGGACCCAGAAAAAAUAACAAAACCUUCAUCUCAAACGGGAUUCAUAGGUUUCGUCCUUCUGCCCCUCUUCAUUGAACUGGCCAAUCUCUUCCCCUGUUUGGAGCAGCACAUCGUCGACCCAGUGCGUAAAGCCCUCAGCUACUACACUGAGAUGGAGAAGGCCUACGAGAGAGAGAAGAAGAACCGAGGCCAGAGUGUGAACGUCUCCAAGAACAAGGAAGACUCUGUGGACGCCACAGGCUCAGCUUAGAGCGGUCUUUGUCAGAGCUCCCUCUGGAGGAGGCAACACCAACAGAGUUGGACAGCGGGGUCAAUGUUUCUUGUCGUUGUUGCCCCAUCCUCUGGACACAGACCCUCACACAGGGCAUUAACAACCUACCGUAUACUGAGUCAUUUUUUA